This is a messenger RNA of Prorocentrum cordatum, 393 nucleotides long. Lineage: Eukaryota; Dinophyceae; Prorocentrales; Prorocentraceae. The record is from the annotation of a GenBank genome assembly.
AUGAUCCUGGACCUCGGCUGCAUGAAGCUGCCCUUCGAGGGCGACUUCAACACAGUCAUGAUCUUCACGGGGUUCGUGUCGGCAUGCAUCUCGACCACCCUGUUCUUCAACUUCGUCACCCCGAAGGGACCUGCACUGGGGGCAGGUACCCCCGAGCAAGUUGUUGAUGCCUUUGGCAAGACGAUGGUCGUGCAGGCCGUAUGGUGCAUCAUCUACUACAACUAUGUGGGCGCUCAGGUUCUGGGCGUGUUCCUCUCAGGCCCUUGGGCCAUGCUCGACGGGAAGAAGCAGACAGAGAAGUGGGGAGCGAACGCCUCGCGUUUCGCGGGCAACCAGUAUGAGCAAAGCUGUGUGUUUCAUCCCGUGUUUGUGGAUGUACGCAGGGCUCGUUGA